Ruditapes philippinarum (Manila clam) is the source of this 11076-nucleotide messenger RNA. Its product is annotated as TPR and ankyrin repeat-containing protein 1-like. Bases 360 to 9290 code for a protein of 2976 amino acids. Lineage: Eukaryota; Metazoa; Mollusca; Bivalvia; Venerida; Veneridae. The transcript is spliced from 35 exons. The record is from RefSeq and is a predicted model, not a curated record. Gene Ontology annotation, molecular function: protein binding; ATP binding.
UUUUAUCAAGGAAUAGAAAAACUGCUUUUGAACGAAUUUUCGCCUUAGGUUAAGGAAUUUCUUACCUAAGGAAUUCACUUAAGGGUUUUUUUACUUCAAAGUUCAGGGGAAAUUUUACCUUAGGGAGUUUUCUUCAAGAUAAGGAAAUUUUUCCCUUUUAAACUAAGGAGAUUUAUGAAUACGGCCCAGGAAGUUAAUAAAAACCUGUUACACCAAAUACACGCAAAAUGUAGUGAUUCAUUUAUAAAAUACCAACAUCAGUCCGCCAUUUUUAAUUUGGAUAUAUCGUUAUGUGGUCAGUUGCGAUCAUUCUUCUGAAUAGGACAGUAAGUGGCAGCUAAUAUCUCGGACACAGACGAAUGGCGGCUCCCAAUUUGGUCUGGAAUAGUCUGGGAUUAACGGAAUUGCAUGCCGAUCGUAAUGUUUUUGAAAAUUUGGAAAUAGACGAACUUAUAAAAAGGGGUCUUUCAAAGCAUAAAGACGGCGAAUACAGAGAAGCAAUUUCUAUAUUUAGCAAGGCGCUUGCUCUUUGUCAGUCACAAUUUAAUUUCAGGAAACAUGUUUGUGCAACAAUUCACCAAUACAGAGCCGACAGCCAUCUGCAGCAGAAUGAGUAUAGGAAAGCUUUAAAUGACGUCAGUGAAAGCUUCAGAUUCUCUAACAAUAGUCUGGAAAUUAAUGUCAUUGCUGGGAAAGCGUUGACAGCUUAUGGUAAUUACGAUGGGGCGUACAGAGAAUAUAUACGUGCUUACAGUCGUGCUGUGUUAUUCGAAAGAUGGAGAAUUGUUGAAGUGUUUCAUGAAUUCACAACAUUUUUUGGUCACCUUCCUGAAAACCUUCGUAAACCGUUUAUGACUAGAACAAGACUCUAUAUGGGCGAACAUGCGAAUAAUUGGUUAAGUGUUUGUUAUCAUAAUGUUACGAGGAAAGACUGGAAGAAGGCCAAAAUGGCAUAUUUACAAUUUAAAGAGUAUCAACUAAGACUGUUAGAGUCCAUGAAGUUUGAUUUGAAACCAUUCUGUAAUAUUAGGGAGAUCAAGGGAAAUUGUUGGAUCGCUGACAUAAUUUUUCAUUUGAUAAAAUGCGGAUCUGACAAAACAGAACUGUCUUUAGAAGAUGGUGAUACAUACCUUCAUGCAGCUGUUCGAAUAUCCGUUGUUUCUGGUCACCCUCAAUUAAUAAAAUACCUUGUUGAAAAUGAGAGUGAGGCGGAAGUCGCUAGUAAACCAAUGGUAGAUAGUCAUGGAAACACAUUGCUACAUGUAGCAACAAAAGAACGGAAUGUUAACAAGAAGGACAGGUACGAGGUGAUGACUAUACUUUUGGAAUAUGGCGUUGAUCCAGAUAUCCGAAAUGCUAAUGGCAGGCUUGCCGCUUCGUACCUGUCAGAUGAUAAAAGUAAAAAUCUCAUAAGGACAUUUCGUAAAGCAAAGGAAACAAAUGAAAAGUCAAAUACUCAAGAUGUCCAAGUAAUGUCAGGGAAUAAAACAUCCACUGGCAAGACAAGGCAAAAGAAGAAGAAAGUAAAGAAAAGAAAGAUACACAGCACAUGUGAAGAAUGUCAACAAAUUUAUAAUGAAGCUGUCAGUUUACUACAGAAAAAUAAACUUGAUGGAUUACAAUUAUAUAUAAAGUUGUUUAAUAUAGACCAUAGCAAUGAGCAGCACUCACGAUUAGUUCAGGGCGCAUUGAAGGAUUUUGUUGAAUGCAUUGAUGAGCUCAAUGAAACUGAAAUUCACGCUUGUAUGGAAGGUUUAUAUGAAGGAAAAGUUUUCCUGGUCAUAGAAACUAUUGCAACAUUUCAAAAAUGGACACUUUUGGAUGUGAUUCACAGACAUUUGAAACACAGCCUAGAUGAUAAGGCACUUAAAGAAUUAUGUUCAAAAUUUUCAUUGGAUUCAUACUCGAAAAAUAUCCCGCAAACCGAAGAAGAAGUCAAUAUACGCAUUGUCAACAACUUGCUAGACUGUGGAUGGUGCCUAGGAAAAGACAAUGCCCGGAUAUUCAUGCAGACCGCCAUUGACUUUAAACAGUUAAAAUUUGCUGUUGAGCUUUUCAAUCAUGGGAUGGAUCUUUCAUUCUUGACUAUUUACAAAGGCGAUACACCGAUUCAUGCAGCUAUUGAAAUUGCCAUGCAAGAGAAACAGCCGUCAUUUUUAAAAGGACUGCUGGGAAAAUUUAAAUCAGACGAAAAAUCGUAUCCGUACCUUAACCCAGAACAGUUAGAUAUGGACGGUAACAGUGUUUUACAUCUCGUUACAAAGUCAAACGACAGUGAUUUGGUCUUGCAACUUACACAGAUACUCAACGAAAUGGGUAUUCCUGCAAAUAAUCACAAUGUCGAUAUUAUCGCGUCAAAAAUAGAGAAUUUAAACGACCAAAGUAAAUCCACGGAGUCAAAAAGUCGUAGUGAAAUUGCUCAAUCAAGUCCAACUGUAGAUUGUCGGAAUAAAUCUUCAUCAUUUCUGAGUGAAAACCCAGAACAAACAAAGAGACGAAUAAAUGAUUUGAUUUCAUCAUUGCCAUGCAAUAUACAAGACACACCUAUUCAAAAGCAAGCAAAUGACAAAAACAUCGAAGUAAAGAUGAUUGACAAACAGGAACAUAACGUUAAUACAUUCAAACAUGAAAUACCUUUAAAAACAGUCUCUAAAUGUGUUUGUACUGAAGUUGAUGAUCCUCCAAAUAAACACAAUAAAGCACGAAAUAAAACGUUAGAGGAUAUUGCAACAUCUGUAUGUUUUGCUUCAAAGAAAGAUGAUUCAACUGACAACAAUAAGAAAUUAGAAGCAAUGGAUAAAAAAGAUGUAGAUUUUUCCGAUCUUCCACCCCUGGAGUCAAAUGAAGAUAUUAUAGAAAAGACAGAACAUAAUACUGACGUCGAUGUAGAUAUGACGACAUGCAAAGAAGAUGAAAAUAUUUCGGACAAAGCAGAUGAUGAAUAUGAUAGUCUCGAUCAAGAAAGUUCCUUUGAAGACCUCACAUGGGAAGUUGAAUAUACUGAUAAAGUUAGAAAAAGCAUGGAAAAUAAACAUAUUGAACCACAGUUAAAACUUAAAAUGUUACGAAUAAUUCGAAGAUUGGCAGAUGGUGACUGGCAGAACAAUUUUUGCAAAAAACUUAAAAUAGGACCUCAUGAUUUCGAUUUAUUCGAAGCAAAGUUAAGCAAAGGUAGUCGUAUAAUAUGGGAGAGAGCUAUUAACUUUUCACCAAGAUAUAAUGAUAAUGCUGCUUGUAGCUUGAAUGAUACCAAUGACAAUGCCACAGAAGUUCAGGAAGAUAGAAUUUACACAGAAGUCAUAAGGGUCUGGGAUAUUGUUAUAGAUCACGACAAGAUAAAAAGAUCCGUGGAACAUAUUAUAAAUGCACACCUGCGCGGCGAAAAAAGUCUGAUUCAAAGAAAAUUGAAGGGUUUGAAGACCAACGAUGAAUGCCGAAAAAGAAAUUACCCUUUACUCUUCACUUCAAAUUGUAAACCAGACUUUAUAUCUGGUACUGAUGAGGUCCAAGAACGACAUCACUUUCCCCCAGCCAGUUCAAACAAGACCGAUUAUAAUAUCCUGAAAUUCUACACAUGGGAUGGAGCACUUGAAAGAUAUUUUCUUCAUGGUGGCAAGAAUAAUAUUGAAUUUCCAUUUAAAGUCACAGAAAAAGAAGAUGCAAUAAUUCGUUUGAAUGACAAAGGGCCAAUUCUACUAUUGGGCAGAAGUGGAACUGGAAAAACAACAUGUUGUUUAUUUAGACUUUGGAAUGAAUACAAAAAUCAUUUGCCUCAAGGUGAAAAAAAUAUCGACGAACGUGAGGAAGGGCAAUCUGAAGGAAACCGCGAAAGCUUUGAAAAUGACGAGAAAAAGGGUGCUGCAUAUGAACAAUUUCAUCAAUUGUUCCUGACAAAGAAUUACGUCCUGGCAGCUGAGGUGAAAAAGACAUUUGGUGGUUUUUUGGACACUUACGAUACUAAACAGUAUAGUAUAUCGCAGGACCAUGAGAAACCAGUUCCUUGUCGUUUCGAAGAUUUGACAAACUCAUCUUUCCCCCUGUUUCUUACUUCAAGACAAUUCCUCUGUACACUUGACGCGUCUAUUGGAAAUCCUUUCUUUAGUAGAAACGAAGAUGGUUCUUUAAAGUAUCCUGUGGAAGGUUGGGCCGAUGAGGAAGAAUUUACCGCUCUGGAUAUAUUAGAUUUUGAUUCUUCCGAUGAAGACACCGCUGAUGGAGACGAUUUCUACCCUGAUGUAUCUAGAGAAAGACAACAAAAAAGUUAUGUUGAAAUCAAGAAGGAGGUCACUUUCGAAACCUUUGAAAAUUUGAUAUGGCCGAAACUAGAACGCAAAUCAGGUGGACACAGAUAUAAUCCUUCGUUAAUCUGGACAGAGAUAAUGUCUUUUAUCAAGGGUUCUUACGAAUCGCUCUACACAAAUCGUGGAUACAUAUCCAAAGAGGAAUAUUUAAAGAUAGGCGCGAAAAGAGCUCCAAAUUUUGCAGGAGAGAGGGAAGAGGUCUAUGAGAUAUUUGAACUGUAUGAAUGUAAGAAGAGACAGCUCCAUAUGUUCGAUGAAACCGACGUUGUUUUUGACAUAUUCAGAAGGCUUGACGGCUUAGAUUCAUGUCCGAUAACGCUUCAUCAGGUAUAUGUAGAUGAGGCACAGGACUUCACACAAGCGGAACUAUUUCUUCUGAUUACACUUUGUAGAGAUCCAAAUAACAUGUUCUUGACAGGUGACACUGCCCAAAGUAUCAUGCGAGGAAUUUCCUUCCGAUUUGAGGAUCUUAAAGGUCUCUUCCAUCACGUAAAACAAGUAGUUGAAGGAAAAAAGAAGCAAAGCCAAUCGUCAAAAACCCAAUGCCUAACAAUAAAUGUUCCAAAAAGGGUACAUAAACUAAUUUACAACUAUAGAUCACACUCCGGCAUUGUUUCAAUGGCUGCAAGCGUCUUGGAUAUCAUGAGCUACUUUUUCAGGGAGUCAUUUGACCUGUUGGACCCUGACCAAGGGCUUUUGCCGGGUCCAGAGCCAAUUCUGCUGGAAUCUUGCACUUUUAGUGAUUUGGCUGUAAUGUUAAGGGGACACAAAAGAGAAACACCAACUAUUGAGUUUGGUGCUCAUCAAGUUAUCCUUGUAUAUGAUGAAGAGGCUAGGAAAAAUCUGCCAGAAGAGUUAAGUUGUGGAUUAGUUCUCACUAUCUAUGAAUCAAAAGGUCUGGAAUUCGACGACGUUUUGCUCUACAAUUUCUUUAAAGACUCCAAGGCUUCAAAGGAAUGGCGUGUAGUCACACAAUACUUGGACGAAUUGGCAUCUGGCGAUAUCAAUAUAGCAUCGCAGCAAAGUGGAGUGUGCGUCUCAAUUGAUACAGAUGUUCUUUCAUCACAAAAUCGACCAAGACCUUUAAAUUUUGAUCCCUGUCAGCACAAAAUACUCAAUUUUGAGCUGAAACUACUGUAUACGGCGUUGACGAGAGCAAGGGUAAAUGUAUGGAUAUUUGAUGAAAAUGAGGACUUUGAAGGAACAAGGCCCAUGUAUGAAUAUUUUAAAGCAAGGAGAGUCGUUAAACCUAUUGCGAUCACCGAUGAGUUGGCCGAUCUUUCAGGAGUGAUGUUUGUUGACAACUCUGAUAGCAAGGAAUGGUUACAGCAAGGUGAUUAUUUUCUGAAAAACCGUCUGUAUGGUAUUGCAGCAAAAUGUUAUCGAAAGGGUGGUGAUGAAUAUAAACAGGCUCUAGCCAAAGGACAUGAACUAGCCCACAUGGCUUCGAGGAAAAGAAACAUGGCAUGCGAUUUAAAACAAAUGAAAACAGAAUUUCUGCUUGCUGCAGAAAAGUUUCUGCAAUGUGAACAUUAUCUGAAUGCAGCAACCUGCCUUAGAAAUGUAAAAGAAGUAGAUUUAGCUACACAGCUAUAUGAGAAGCUUGGUUUGUAUGAAAAAGCUGCUGAGCUGUUUAAAAGGCACAAACAGUAUGAGAGAUGCGGCAAAUUGUAUGAACGCUUUGGACGCUACAAUAAAGCAGUGAAUGUUCUGUUUGAAAACGAGCUCUACGGCCUGGCAUUUGAUAUUUUUGAAAGACACGCUGACGAGAAAAUAACACAAACAGAGGAAACGUUGCGUGAACUAACGAGAGUCAGCAGUUCUAAUGUUUCCUUCACAGAGGAUAAAAUCUAUAAACGCGCUGCUGAACAGUUUCAUAAAUGUGGAAACGUUGAGAGUAUGAACAAAGCUGUCAGUAGAUUUAAACUAAGACGUGAUAUGAUUGAAUUUUACAAAAAGAAUGGAUACAUAUCAGAUGCUGCUAGAGAGCUAUUAAGUAUAGGAGAGAUAUCAGAAGCUGUACACAUAUAUCUUAUCCAUGGCAAAUUCUCAGACGCCUUAGAAGUUGCUGAAAAGUCUAAAGAUGAUAAAGAAAUUGCAAAGUGUUUGCUCGUUCGUAGUAGAGAUACCAUUUCAUGUGAAACACAAACCAAUGAUUCAUUAGAAAACGAUUUGAAAAGGGCAUUAUUACUUUUCCGUAAGCUAAAGGACAAGGACUCGACUGGAAAAGUGAUGCUAUUGCAAGCUAAAGUAUAUGAUGAUGUACAAUAUGUUCGUUCUGCUGAGAAAGAAUUCACCAAGUUACCUCCAAACAAAGAAGGUUAUAUUGAGUGCUGCAAUGCAUUGGUACCAUUUUUAGACAAGAGAAACAUCUAUGAUUGGCUUCCGCAAUUUCUACUUAAAGGUGUUGAUAAUUUGUUUGAUGUUUUCAGGAAUCUUUUAUUUAAAGCAACUAUUCAGUCUAAAUUGCAUGAUAAAGCAUUCCGGUUUUAUGAAAUGCAUUUGAUUACUAGAGAAGGAAAACCGGACCUUGUAGCGUACCCGAAAACAAACCCGAUCUGUACCAAAAUGCUUCCAGAACAGAAAAUGCGCGACAUUGAAGCUCAAGGUUUAAAUGACAUGAAAUGUAUUCAUAAGAUUGUAAUGCGUUUACUUAAAGACAGUACGCACUGGACAAAGUUCUUAAAGGACACACUAUUACAUCAAAGAUCUUCAGCUCUAGACAGGUUUUCCGAAGAUUCUGAAGGCACAAAGUCGUGUAACAUGGUUCAAGAAUGUAGAGACAAACUCCUACAGCUUGUUGAAACGGAUAUGCUGCUAGCUAAAUAUAACUUUUUCACAAAUAAGGUUGACACAAUCUUAUUUGAAUAUGAAAAUAAAGGUGGAAAUGAUGCCCCGGCUAUUAGGAAACAAAUAAAGGCCUUAAAUUUUCCCAUCGAAGCAAAUGAAAAUUACAUGGCGUGCAAAUUUAUCUUGAAAAAUCUUAUACAACCGCGUCAUCCUCUGUUCGUUGCCGAUGAUACUGACACAUACAUGUUCGAAAACCAGUUUUUCCGUGUAGUUAUGGAGAGGUUCUUAUCGCAGAAAUUUCAAGACUCCUAUCGAAGUUUGAAAAAUGGUGAGCCAGUUGAAGCCGUUCAGAAAUUUCGACAUAAGCUGGCCAAAUUGAAACUACAGGACAGACGCACUGAUCUUGAUCAUCAACUAUUAUGUCUUGAGAUUUUUUUCACCAUUGCAUUAUUUUAUGUUGCAAAGGAUAAAUCAGUACAAGACAAGGAAUUCACGUUUUAUAUUCCAAACACUUAUAUGACUUUGUUGAAUUUUGUUGAAUCAACAUUGAAUACAAAAUUUUCUAUUCUUGAAAUCAUUCCAAAACUGACUCCAGGAGAAGGAAAUAAGUUAUUGAAUUGUGUUACAGGGAUUGCUGAUGUCAUAUCUAAUCAAAUGGAAAAACAAGUCCUGAAGUACAAAGACAAAGAAAACAAAAUAAUGCUUUUGUCGAGACUUAUUAUUCUAAAUAAUACAAUGUUAUGCAAUGGACAACUCGUUUCCUCAGAAUGCUACAAAAUUCUUGCAAUAUCAGCUUGUAAAAUUAUGACAGAAUAUAGUACUUUAAAGGAUGCUUCAAAGAAAACUGUCCACAAAAUAGAACAGUUAACAAGAAUAAAAGAUGUUGCAAAAGGUUUAGAGGAUUUUUUUACCACUCGUGAUAUGGGCGAAAGUUUACAAUCUAUCAGAUGGAUUCCACAAGAAUGCGAUCUUGUUUUCUCUGCAUCUCCAAUAGACACCGAGGUCAUGCCAACAGCAGCAAUGUUAGGUAUCAAAUGCAAAACUGAAAAUAGUAGUGAUCGAAUGACGACGGACAGUGAAGCAGCUUCAUCAGCAGAAGGCGAUGAUCGUAGAUCAGAAAGCACAUCUGAAAAGCUUAAUUUAGUUACAGGGAAAACACAUGAACCUAAAGACUACUCUGAAAAAAGUGACAAUAGCAAAAAAGACGACGAAAUAUGUUUUAAUGAAGCCGAUUUUCCUGCAUUAGAAACAAAUGUAUCUAAAAAUGAAGAGCAUGUUAAACAAGAAAAAAAGAAAAGAAAACAAUUGACCAAUGAUCCAGUGAGCGAAGAAGAAAAUAAGCCCAAAUCAUCAGAUGGAAGUUUAACGGAUUUCUCGGUUAAUCAUAAUCAAGAAAAAAAUAUAAAAAGUCACUCCAUGGAACUAAAUCAUACUAAUUUAGAAUCUACUGAAAUACAACCUAAAGAUGAUAACAUAAAAACGCUUCCUUUUCUACAUGUUGAUGAGGUUUUCCGGGAAAUGUUAGAAAAUAAUUACGAAUGCGUUAUCUGUGGAAUCCUUUACGAAAACAGAGGCGAUGACAUUAGUGACAAUAAUGACGAGAGAGUUAAACUAUUAGAGGAAUCCGAUGUCGAACGAAACCAAAUUCCCUAUGAUAGUAGAAUAAGCAGCGAUGUUUCAGUGGCUAAAGAAAAUCAUGAAAUGGAACAAACGCACUUGGAGAAUUUCAAGGUUUUCGAAAAGUUUGAAAGAACUUACAAUGAGGAUAUCAAACCAAUGAUUUGUAGAGUGAAUGAAGUUCUUAAAAAUUCUAGAUUUCAUUCGCUUGAUGAUAAUUGUGUUGUUGCCAAACAUCGCGAAAACUUUAAAGAAGAGAUACAGAGUCUGACAGAUUACAAUGACAGACUUCAAACACAUAUUAUUGAUGUACUGCGUAACAGGACAUGGGCCAAUGGGAUAGAAAGCAUGCAAUCUAUUGCAGAUGUUCUUCAGUCGUACGUGACAAAUUCUGCUAAUGAAAUAUUGGAAAAACCCAUGUCUCUUGCAACCGACAUGGAACAAACUGUUGUUAAACAACCAGCUCCAAACAUGCAUGAAAACGACUUUGAGGAAGUUGCUGUUGGGCCAACACUCAAGAGAAAGAAAUAUAUAUCAAGAAAGGCAAGGCGUGAUAAGAAAAAACAGCUUGUCAAAAAAUGACCAAUCAAACCAAUUGUCAGUUUUGAAUAUAUGUCGCACGAAAAAUCUGGUUACAUUUCAUAAAUGAAUAAAUAGAAAAUAGUCCAACUUGUAUAUAGAAAUUAGAAUUGACAAAUGAUAGAUAUUAGAAUGUGUUUGAAUGUGUUUGAAUAUGGUCUUCUUGAUGAAAGUUUUAUGUCUCAUCGCUAUACAUAUGGUCCACGUCCGUAAUUUAGUUAUUACAUAAUGUACUAUACUUUGUGACCUAAAUCUAUAAUUUUAAAAAAAUUAUCCUUGAUGAAAUAUAUUUGUAAAUAUCAUGUUUGAGUAAAUAGUUUAUUAUUUCCGACAUUUAAAGUGGCAUUAUGUUCAUAUUUGAGCUGAAUUGACUUUACAAUUCAAAAGAUAAUAAUGGUGACUGACAAACAGUUGAUAAGGAUAAAAUAUAAAUAUGCCCUAAAUAUAAAAAAGACUGUCCCACUCUUUUUACAAAUUGAACAUUACAGGUAAAUUCCAAUGGCUUUUUACAGAAAUUUCCUUGGCCCACAUGAGUUAUUUAUUGUUCAUUCAAAAUAAAUUAUAAAACUGAAAGGGACUGUGGAAAAAUGUAAACUUAUUUUGAAAUUCACCUUAUUACUCACAUAAUAUCCUUUGAUGGGCAUAAUGUAACUUUAAGAAACUGAACAAAACAAUUAUAACAAAUUUGCUAUUUUACUGAAGGCUUUGUGUGUCAAUACUGAAUUUUUAAGUUCAAAUAAUCAUAACAAUAUAACAGAGACUGAAGCAUGGACAGUAAGAUAGAUAUUAAUAUAUUGGUUUUGCACAUGGUCAUGAAUUUUAAAGAAAAUGUCAAGAUCUCAAAAGAUAAGUUUAGCUUUUGAUUUCGCAAAUCAAGUUUACUAAAAGUUUAAUUAAUUUACUGAACGAUAAUUUAAUCGGAAUUUGGGGAAAUUAUUUUAUUUAUAAGACAAAUGCUAACUUAAAAAGCAAGGAUUACAUCCCUAUUUUACUUUACAAGAACAAAUACAAUCAAGUUUGUUCGUCGACGUAGGAUUGGUUUUGGCAAAUGCAUACUUGCCACGCAUUUAAGUCUGAGCAUGAACGAACGGACUAGAUCCAUGAUAUCUCGAAAAGGCCACACGGUCCUCAUUUGAUCUUAAUCCUUUUUAUUUGCAUUAAACAUCGAACGCGAAUGCCUCUAUGAGUAAUGUGACCGGAUAACCUUUCUUCGUAAGCUUUUAAGCUAUAUGUGAUAAUACGUAUAUAUUUUCAACAUUGAUGGUCAGUGUAAAUGUUGGAUAUACAGUAAAAUCUUCCCACUGCUCUGAUAAUUGUAGCCAAGUUGUUUUCAUACAUGCAAAAAAGUGUUAUUUUGAUGUUGAAAAUUUGAUACUACAUUUGCUCUUUUAACGAACCAAUCCGUGUACGUAUGUGGAAGGUACUUAUAUCAAAUUGUGGUAUAACUGCAUAUAAGAGACUUAUUUCAAGCUCUCCAUUAAAUCAGUUAAUAGACUUUCUCGCCGUAUUCUGAUCAUAAUAAUUUCUUAUUUCUUAUUACAACAAUUAAUAAAAUGAUAACGUAAACAUAUGUUAAAGGGUCUUACGCCUGAUUUCUUCAUGAUGUAUAUGUCCCCUCUUGCUUGUAAACUUAUAAUAUUGUAUAAUUUUUUAUGUUUAUUCAUUCCAUAGCAUUGUCUGUUUUGUGCAUGUGAAUUGAUGUUCUUUUAUAAAUUUUGUGUAUUAUGCAUGUUGCUCUCCGCUGAUGGAGGUAAUAAAGAAUAUAUCUAUCUGUACCGAGAUUUGAGGU